AUGCCUCGGAGAACAUUACAGCCCAUACCUCGGUCACUUGCGUCCAACAGAGACUCCACGUUUAGGCGGCAGAACGUCCUUUUUGACCAAGGGGUCUGGGAGCGCUUGGAUCAAGUCCAGGAACUCGGUACGGAGACCGAGGGACAUGGAGGCUGUGUGAAUGCCCUCAGCUGGUCCGAUGAUGGCUCGACCCUCCUCUCCGGCUCAGAUGACAGGCGAAUCUGUAUCUGGGGCCCAGACACCAACUCUUCCGCCUCUUCAAUUUCAAGCCCUCAUCCUCUGAAGCUCAUCGAGACGAUCGCCACCGGUCAUCGCGCCAACAUCUUCUCGGCAAGAUACCUCCCCAACACAUCGACACCAACGAUCGUCACCUGCGCAGGGGACAAGCAGGUCCGGGUGUUCGAUGUGGAACGGCUGUCGAGGCAUGAGACCGGUGUAGCUGGCGGAAGCACUGAUCUUUAUGGCGUUACUGGACCGGGAGUCACGGUCCUGCGAUGCCAUCACGAUCGGACCAAACGGAUCGCCACGGAGAACUCGCCUUUCCUCUUCCUUACCGUAUCGGAAGAUGGUACGGUCCGGCAACAUGACCUUCGCCGACCACAUCAGUGCAAGUCGGAGUGUCCAGAACCGCUCUUUCACGCGCCGAGGGGGGUGGACUUGUACUCGCUCAGCGUCAGUACGGUUACGCCUCAUAUCUUCGCGGUCGCAGGUCGGACUGAUUGUGCGUUUAUCUGCGAUCGUCGUAUGCCCGAACAUCACUCCCCUUCAUGGGGCAACAACAUGAAGUCCUCUGGUCAAGUACAUUGCGUCCGCCGACUGGGAUUACCAAAUUACGAGUGGGAGUCAGUCGAGCGGACUCCAGAGGGGAGGAUGAGGCGGCAAGAUAGGCAUAUUACCUGCGUCAAGAUGAGUCAGGACAAGGCGGAUGAAGUGAUCUGUGCGUUCGCCGGCCAUUCGACCGCUCUGUUCUCGAUACACGACGACCCCUCUUCCACUUGCGCACGAGUGCCGUCUCCAUCUCCUAUCGCUACCAGCUCCAGACCGAAAGUCUCGGGUCAUACCGCUGCGGAUUUUCUGCGCACGCCGCUGUCCCUCCCGCCGCCAAGCAUGCCGACUAUCGCUGAAGCUGGACCUUCCAGGCUGCCUGCGACCGCUGCACAGAGCUCGUCUAGCAGUCCGAGCAGGCGGAGACAGAGGAGCGCAUCUUCAGAUCCCGAGGAUGGGUCAGGGAGGUCAAGCAGGCUCAGAUUGGGGGGCGACGAAGAGGACGAUCGGCGAGAGAUGGCCAUGGAGGCGGACAGUGAGUAUCCCAUCACAGACGACAGCUGUAAGAGAGCUGAUUCCCAGACACGGACGACGAGCUUCAGCGGCUCAUGGCUGGCUUCCAUGACAACACGGCAAGUGAUCCACCCGAUGUAUGUGACAGGCGGACGCGGUCCCGAAUAUCUCGACCUGGAUAUGCCGAUGGAUGACGACUCUGACGACGUGAGCGAAGACGAUGACGAUGAAGACGACGAUAUGGACGAGGGUGUAGACGAGGAAGACGAAGAUGAAUACGGCGGGAUGGACGUGGACCCCUUGAGCGAUACGGGCGAGUUUGGGGAUGUGGAGAAGAUUAUGCCGAGGCGCUGCUACAAGGGAGCGAGAAACGUCAGGACCGUCAAAGACUGUGAUUCAGGCAACUUCCUCGGUGCCAUGUCGGACAAGGUGGCUUCUGGGAGCGAUGACGGGAACUUUUUCGUUUGGGACAAGAUCAGCGGUAGGCUGGAGGGGAUCUGGGAGGGAGAUGGGGAUACGGUGAAUGUCAGCGGUAUCGACAAUACUAUCAAGAUGUUUGGUCCAUUAUCCACUCCACUCCCGGCCACCAGGUCCAUGAUCCGGACUUCCGACCAGGACGCCAUCGUCCAGAGAAACCUCGAGCCGCGGCGCGCCGCUCAACCUAUGUAUAGCGCCGCGAUGUUGCAGACGCUGGCGAAUAGCGGGAUCAUGUUCCGGCAUCGCGGAGGCGCAGACGCUGAGGAGGAAGGUGCGCCCCAGUGCGCGACGCAGUAA
Molecule: messenger RNA, 2052 nt
Organism: Dioszegia hungarica
Lineage: Eukaryota; Fungi; Basidiomycota; Tremellomycetes; Tremellales; Bulleribasidiaceae
Product: WD40-repeat-containing domain protein
Exons: 10
Coding region: 1-2052 (683 amino acids)
Biological process (GO): negative regulation of fatty acid biosynthetic process
Cellular component (GO): Cul4-RING E3 ubiquitin ligase complex; cytoplasm
Molecular function (GO): protein binding
Source: RefSeq, a predicted model, not a curated record